Messenger RNA from Menidia menidia (Atlantic silverside), 240 nucleotides. Lineage: Eukaryota; Metazoa; Chordata; Actinopteri; Atheriniformes; Atherinopsidae. The record is from the annotation of a GenBank genome assembly.
CUGCUGUCGGCCAUCGCCAGCGCGCUGCACACCAGCGCCGCGCCCAUCACCGGCCAGCUGUCGGCCGCCGUGGAGAAGAACCCGGGGGUCUGGCUCAACACGGCCCAGCCGCUCUGCAAGGCCUUCAUCGUCACCGACGAGGACAUCAGGCACAGACAGGAAACCGUUACCGUCGGCCGUAACCGCUCAGACCGGAGCACAGAGCCAGGGUUUCUCCUUUCCUUCAGGCAGAGACCGUGA